GUUCCUGGUGUACUUCCGGUUGGAAUUAUUCACACUGGUCAGGUUUGUUAUUAGCAAAUGAAAUGUUAUUCCCACACUUUUCCUCUUCAUUUCCAGUACACUAACAGUUUCUGUAGUUUUUAAUAGAACUGGAGCAGCUCGACUAUGCUCACAGUUUCAUUUCGCUUCUCCAUUUCGCUAAAUAACCCCACCUGUCAUACCAGCUAGCUAGUUAGCCUGUAGCAGCUAACCGGAGUGAAGGAGGUGGACCGCAGGUUUAAUGUUGGCUAGUUAACGUCUUUCAUGGCAGCUCGACAGCCCUUCACGGACACCGACACCGCAGAUGAAGCAGUGAGGGCGACAUGCGACGAUGCAACCACCUGCAAAAGGUUUGCAACCAGUAAAGGCUAUUGGAAGGACCCAUAUAUCCAGUACUUUGCGAGAUCUGUAGGAGAGCGAAAGGCCCCUGAAAUCAACAGAGGUUACUAUGCCCGCGUUCAAGGCGUGAACCAUCUCCUUGACGCAUUUAUAAAGAAAGCAGAGUGUGACUGUCAAGUAAUAAACCUGGGUGCCGGACUGGACACCACAUUUUGGAGAUUAAAGGAUGAAAACCUCAUGCCACGAAAGUUCUUUGAAGUUGACUUUCCAACUGUUGUGGCCAGAAAAAUACACAAUAUAAAGACAAAGCCUCCACUGUCCAAACCUAUCAUCGAAACCCACUCAACAGACUCCUUACUGCUAGAUGCCCACAGCCUCGACUCAGAUCGUUACUGUAUCAUCGGAGCAGACCUCAGAGAUGUCUCUAAUUUGGAUGAAAAGCUGAAGAAGUUCCAGCUUAACCCAGAAUUACCUACAUUGCUGCUGUCAGAGUGCGUGCUGGUCUACAUGACACCAUCCCAGUCUUCCAAUUUAGUUCACUGGGCAGCAGAAACCUUUCACACUGCAAUGUUCAUCAACUACGAGCAGGUGAACAUGAGUGAUCGAUUCGGCCAGGUGAUGAUCGAGAACCUGCAGCGUCGCCAAUGCACCCUGGCAGGAGUAGAGGCCUGCCAGUCUCUGGACUCUCAGAAGGAACGGUUUCUGAAGACUGGCUGGGAGAAUGCAGAUGCUCUAGAUAUGAUGACGGUGUACAGUAUGCUCCCUCAGGACGAUGUAGCAAGAAUUGAGCGUCUGGAGUUCCUGGAUGAGAGGGAGCUGCUGCAACAGCUGCUUCAGCACUACAGCAUCUGCUGGGCCUCCAAGGAUAAACACAACCUGGGUCUGUCACAGUUGGCAUUUUGAGGGCGAAACUGCGCCACUGUUGGACAUGCUUUACAUGUGUGUUCGCCAAAGUCAACAACAGGAGAAGAUUUGUGAAAGGAGUUGUUGGGAAAGAGGAAGCCCUUAUUCUCCACCAAGUCCUCAUCUGGGAGCUGUUCCGGUGUGAAAAGUCCCCGCAUCAGCAGAACGUGAUUUCAUGAGCGUCCUUUGUAACCCAUACAUGCUGGAGAUAAGACGUGAUUAGGCUGAGAGCUGCGAAGAGGUUUGUCACAACACUGGCGACGAACUGUAAAAUGGAUCGAGUUUGUUUCGUUGAUUUUCUCACAGGCUGAGUUAGUCUGUGAUUAAACAAUCAGAAAAUCCGCUCACCUGUGUUGGAAAUGGAAGAAUGUAUGAUGAAUUUCAGAUGUCGUACAAUUUGUCCUCGUCUAAUAUUAUGUGCCAUUUUCAUUUUAUUUAUUGAUCCGACACGUUUUCUUAUAAAACAAACAUGCAUGCUAGUGUCAGAUUACAAGAAAUGCAUUACACGCAAUAACCGGUUAAUUUCCAUUUGCCUGUAAAAUGUUUUCUAUUUUUGAUCCUCGCAAAAAAGAACAUGACAGAUUAGUUUGUGAUAGAUUGGGUUUGAUGAGUGCUCAUCAAAUUUAGUAAAAUAAAAAACAUGUUCUUUUAUCUAAAA
Messenger RNA from Amphiprion ocellaris (clown anemonefish), 1918 nucleotides. RefSeq names its product leucine carboxyl methyltransferase 1 (gene lcmt1). The record is from RefSeq and is a predicted model, not a curated record. Gene Ontology annotation, biological process: C-terminal protein methylation. The transcript has 11 exons. Gene Ontology annotation, cellular component: cytosol. Lineage: Eukaryota; Metazoa; Chordata; Actinopteri; Pomacentridae. Bases 283 to 1260 code for a protein of 325 amino acids. Gene Ontology annotation, molecular function: protein C-terminal leucine carboxyl O-methyltransferase activity.